AUGGGUCGUGGCUGCUCCAUGGACGAGUGGGUACACUUUACAAAGCUGCUCGACGAAGGGCGCGUGUCCAACUCGUCGUACUGGUACGUCUUGUGCCGCCACUGCGUCUCUGCUUAUGAACAAAAGCAGCUCUUGACUGCGCCCGUGAAGCUCACGGGACGGCGCUCGGCCAUGCGCUCGCACUUGAAGUCGUGUCCUGUGUACGCCACACAAUAUGAGAGCGAGCAAUGCACCGUACAAGAGACGGCGGUUCCAGCACUUGAUGACCGACAUACUCAAGUCAAGACACUGGAGACAGGAGGGGGAACACCAGGUGGUCGCUCGAUGACAACGACGUCCGUGGGCGAGAAACGCAAGCGCCGACCCGCUGCUGUUGUUGGAGGUCGUCGUGGCAAGCACCACUUGAUGGAAGAGUGGAUGCACUUCACGCGACUCCAGACGGAGGGAUACAUUGGCAAUUCCAACUUCUUCUAUGCUGUGUGCAAGCACUGUGAGCGAGCACAUGAGGCCGCAGCUGACGACCAGAAGCCGCUGCUGGUGCCGGAGAAGAUCGUGGGCAGACGCGAGAAGAUGCGAAAGCAUUUGUCGCAGUGUCCCCACUUUAAAGGUGAGCUGCCACCACUGGGUCGUAGGCUGUAUCAACGCAGUACGGUCAAGCUGUCCAAUGGUGCCGAGUGUACGAAAGAAGUGAUGGCAGUACACGAAGAGACUGGGUCGGGUGUUGCAGCUACGGUGCAAAAGCUGGAAGUGUCUGCUACUGCUAUUGCUGGUGGUAUCACUGCAGCUACGAUGACGAAGGUCUCGUCGCGACAGGCACUGAACGAGUGGCACUUUUUCACGCGGCUCGAGCGCAAACAGGACAGCGCUUAUUACUACGCGCGGUGCAAUUUUUGCCAGCAGGCGUUUGAGAGUGCGCCUGAAAGCUUGAAGGCGUCGAUGAAACCGACUAUUGUCAUGGGGCGCAAGAGCAAUAUGCAGACUCAUUUGGCCAAGUGUCCUCACAUGCCUAAGGAUGCAUUGAUGAUCGAAGAAGUUUAUGGAAACGAACACAGCACAAGUUCUGGUAGCGGUGCAACUGUUGCACCUGUACUGGAUGCGCAAAUGUCUUUAGAGCCCAAACGCACUGGAGCUGAUGUCGGUGAUGUAUCGUUACUGCCAUCUUCCGAUACCACUUUGGUGCAUCGCGCGCUGGUACAACUGCUUAUUGAGCACCAGCUGCCUUUCGAGUGGAUUGAAAGCCAUAGUGCCAGGCGUUUAUUCCGCGCACUCGUCCCUACCCCUGGCACUGCUGAUAGGAUUAUACCUAGCGCUGCUGACCUGCGCACGCGCGUUUUGGAAAACGUGUACAGCACGACGCUUUUGAGUGAACUCUCGAAUCUGCAAGAGCUCAUUCCACUCUCACUAGGCACGUCUGCUCCCUCAAAUAGUGCCGAAGAGGCCGUGUCGGUCGCGCCGAUAGGGCCGUGGCCAGCAUCGUUGCAUUGCAACAUGGUAUUAGUCCUGCAAUCUGGAAUUCCGCUCGUGUCUGCGAUUGAUGGAGUCGUGACCAAUGGAAAGGCUAUCGUUUCACUAGCAUUUAUCCGAGCCCAAGAAGAGAAAGCAGAUGUGGAGAGUGCAAGAGUACAAAAACAUGGGCUGGAUGUCGCAAGAUGGCUAGAUGAGCAUAUCCGACUUUGUGUCAAAACUGCUAAAGUGGCUCUCGCGGUGGUGGUGUUGCCGUACAACUCGAUCGCUCAACGCGCUAUCGGCAUUUUGCGAUCUCCGGCACGCUGGUCAAAUGUUACUUUCCUGCUCGAUAUGGAGAAUAUGUUGCAUUUUCCAUUGCUGACGCUGCUGGCGACCUCGGAAAUGUGUACUGUUGUAUCAUCCCUCAUCGAGGUGUGGCAGUUGGAGUCAAUCCGCUCUUGUGUUAUCGAACGACUGUCGAAAAUGGACGGCAGCACCAAUGCUAGCCCCUUUAGUAGUUGGCACUCGUGUGCUGUUCUCAUUGAGGUACUACUUGAUGACAAAACGUUUGCGGCCAGUACAAAAAGUGGAACGGCGAAUGCACAAAGGCUAGUGGAGAACGCGCUGAACCGCUCGUUACUGGAGCGCGUGUGCAACCUGCUUCGUGUUUUCUCGAACGUAUUCUCCAGCUGCCGAGCUGGAUUGACGCUUUCUGAAGCAAUGAUGCGACUAGGUGUGCUAUUUACUGCUGCCAAAGGCUUCCCAACGGUCCAGCGCGCACUCGAGGUGGUAUGGGAGCAAAUGGAGCAGCCUCUUUUUGUAUUGGCACAUGCGCUAAAUCCGCGCCUUCGCUUGCGCGAUAUUAACAGUACUGUGAUCUCGAAGUUCAGUACCCUGAGUGAUCUCAGCGUGUUGUAUUUUACGUCUCUUUUCAAGCGCAGACCGAACUCGCUGCGAGGAGAGGUGACUGCAUAUCUACAUGCGUCGCAGCAAGUGUUCACGGCCAAUUUUGUCGCCGAGUUUCCCAUCGUGGACGAUUAUUUUCGCUACUUGGGUGACGACUAUCCGUCGUUAUCCAUGCUAAUGCAAGUGUUGAACUCCUUGUCGCCAGUGUCGCUAGCAACCCGUGCAGCACAUUCACCACCAAAGGCACCAGAAAAAGACGUGAGUGACAGGUAUACUAUCGACGAGCAGCUAAAGCUCGACUAUCUGCGUGGCCGAUGGGGAAUUACAUCUGGUGCUCCAAUGUAUGAAGCGCCUGGAGAAGAGACGAGAAGUCGGAUUGCCGCGCACGAUGACCGCAGUGGAGCAGCCAUGUUGAAUGCUGGCGUUGUCAUGGAUGAAUGGAAGAAAGUCUUGACAUCGAGGCUUCAUGAGCGAGGCGUAGAUCUUUCUUCGUCGUACGACCUGUUCAAUGGCGUGAAUGUAUCCAACAUAUCGUGUGGCAUCGCUGAACGAGGAGGCAGCAAUGGAGCAAAUGGAGAUCAAGACGUGGCUCAACACAGUCUCAAGUUGCCGGCGCUGGAGCGUGACGACGAGCUGACGGUUCAAUCGACUGGACUGCGCAGCGAAUUCUCUACAAAAGUACCGCUCAAGGACUUGUUUAAAUCUGCUGAGAGCUGUGUAGCUGACUGA
Molecule: messenger RNA, 3081 nt
Organism: Peronospora matthiolae
Lineage: Eukaryota; Oomycota; Peronosporomycetes; Peronosporales; Peronosporaceae
Source: the annotation of a GenBank genome assembly